AGAGAGAGAGUAGAGUGAGUGAGAGAGGACCCCAAACGAAAUGAUGCGCCAAACUUGAAGUUUUGUGUCAGCUGAAUUCACACUUGACCUUUGUCUCAAAAUCUUCAUCAGUGUGGAGCAGUGAACGAAGAGGAGCACCACCAUGGCUGGUAUAACCACCAGCACCGCCUUCCCCUUCCACCACCUCCAUACUCGACCCUCUCCUCUUCUCUCUUUUUCUGAUUCCAAGCUCUUCGGUCUUCCUAUCUCCAAUCCCAACUCCCUCAAAUUCGAUUCUCCUAUAUCUGCCUCCUUCACAUCCUCCCCCUACGUUGCCGCUCGCUACGGCGGUCCCCGCUCUUCCGACUACAACAAUUUCAGGAAGCGCCGGAACGAUUCCGACGACGACCAAGCUCUCGAUAUGUCCUCUCUUAGUUCGAAUUCCGUGAGGCUUAUUGACCAGAGCCAGAAUAUGGUAGGAGUAGUGUCUACCAGUCAGGCCCUUCAAAUGGCUGAAGAUGCUGAACUUGACUUGGUAAUAGUGUCCCCAGAUGCAGAUCCUCCUGUUGUUCGCAUAAUGGAUUAUAGUAAAUAUAGAUAUGAACAACAAAAGAAGAAAAGAGAUCAGCAGAAGAAAAGUGCUGCCAGUCGGAUGGAUUUGAAGGAGCUCAAAAUGGGAUACAACAUUGAUGAACACGAUUAUUCUGUGCGUUUGAAAGCUGCCCGAAAAUUCUUGAAAGAUGGUGACAAGGUAAAGGUCAUCGUGAAUCUUAAAGGUCGUGAAAACGAAUUCAGAAAUAUUGCUAUUGAGCUUAUUAGACGUUUCCAAAAUGAUGUUGGGGAGCUUGGGGCAGAGGAGGCCAAAAACUUCCGUGAUAGGAACAUUUUCAUAAUUUUGGUUCCAAAUAAAGCCGCUCUACAGAAAACCCAAGAUCCACCAAAGAAAAAAGACAAAUCCGCAGCAGAUGAAGUCUCUGCUAGUGUCUGAAACUCUGCUGCGAGUCUACUGUGAAAUGAGUUGUGUGCAACAUAUAUUUUUUUGGCCUGGUUAGAAUAUGUAUGUGUUGUAUAGCGUAUAAUCAUGAGCAACAAUGACACAUUCACCAGAACAUAAUGGUAGAAGCAGCCUUAUGUUAUUCAAUCCAUUGCAUGUCAACUUGGUGAUUACUCAUAGGAAGCUUCAUCAUACCAUAAGGAAUUAUGGGAAAUUGGCAGAGAGAACAGAACGCCAAUUUCAGGCAUUUAUGCCUAUGCCAGCAUGGUAUCUUGCAGUAGCUGUUUCAGGGUGCUGCUUAUAUUUUCUGUAGUCGUAGUUGUAAUGUUUCUAUUUCGAGAUGUAGAUAAUGCAACCUACGUACCUAACGAUUUGAAGCCUUGAAGGUAACGUAGUUCUGAAGUGCUUACGUUCCAAGGUUGCUAACGUGUUACAUAUUUGACUCGUAUAAGUAAUCAGAACCUUGUCCUGAUAGCAACAUGUUAUUUUCAUUUAAUAAUUGACGCCAAACCUUUCUUUGGUUUGGUGCACGAGAUUAAAGUUUA
This is a messenger RNA of Arachis stenosperma, 1518 nucleotides long. Its product is annotated as translation initiation factor IF3-4, chloroplastic. The coding region runs from base 143 to 967 and encodes 274 amino acids. The transcript has 9 exons. Gene Ontology annotation, molecular function: ribosome binding; translation initiation factor activity. The record is from RefSeq and is a predicted model, not a curated record. Lineage: Eukaryota; Viridiplantae; Streptophyta; Magnoliopsida; Fabales; Fabaceae. Gene Ontology annotation, biological process: ribosome disassembly; translational initiation.